Ilyonectria robusta is the source of this 183-nucleotide messenger RNA. RefSeq lists its product as uncharacterized. The record is from RefSeq and is a predicted model, not a curated record. The transcript has a single exon. Lineage: Eukaryota; Fungi; Ascomycota; Sordariomycetes; Hypocreales; Nectriaceae. The coding region runs from base 1 to 183 and encodes 60 amino acids.
AUGUCAACUGAGGACUGGGUCACGGUCACAAGAUAUAUGGAGAUAUUAAAACCGUUGAUGCUGGUCACAAAGAAACUCGAAGGGUAUCCACGGCAGGGCCGCAACGGCCUUAUGUGGGAGGUGUUGCCUUGCUAUGAGAUGACAGAAGCUGAACGAGUAUUAUUCGAAGCUCGACGACACUGA